This is a messenger RNA of Debaryomyces tyrocola, 99 nucleotides long. The record is from the annotation of a GenBank genome assembly. Lineage: Eukaryota; Fungi; Ascomycota; Pichiomycetes; Serinales; Debaryomycetaceae.
AUGGUUUGGUAUAUCGCCGUCCUUGUGGCACACUGCGGCAUCAUUAGAGGACGAUCGAGUAUGGCAUCAAUUACGACUUACCUGAUCAUGUUACAAUAG